AUGGCCGCGAUAACAAGAUUUGCCUUCUUUUACAAGCUCUUUGCUUUGCUUCUGCUGCUCCUCCUCCUGACUUCUGUGACGCAGGCCGUCGGCAGCGAUGAUGAGGGCGGCAGCGGAGGAGGGAGUGAUGAUGAAGUUGAGAUCACAACUAAGAGUAACCAGAGGAUAAAAGACGAGCAAACGGAAGCGCAACACACAAUCGUUGCGAGUCUUAAAGACCAUUUCAUCAAGAAGCCUGGCUCUAGCGUUUCGAGAGAUUCGAGCGGGUCGUCUUCGCUUGACGAGACUACUGUUAACCCUGAAAUCUUCGAAUUAAAUCGUUCGUUCAGGAGCAGCAGUCUAGGAGACGAUUCAGGCAGCUUGUCAGACUCAACAUUUGGCUUUCAAUCAGAGCCUGUCAGUGACGGCGAAGAGGAAUUGGAAACGCCGCCACACAGGCACUCAGGCUCGCGAAAAUCUUCAUCGCCGUCGUCGUUGAAAAAGGUCUUCAGACUCGGAAAAAGCAAGCUCUUCAAAGGCGGCGGGAGUGGUUCUAGCAACUGA
Messenger RNA from Acaromyces ingoldii, 543 nucleotides. RefSeq lists its product as hypothetical. The record is from RefSeq and is a predicted model, not a curated record. Bases 1 to 543 code for a protein of 180 amino acids. The transcript has 2 exons. Lineage: Eukaryota; Fungi; Basidiomycota; Exobasidiomycetes; Exobasidiales; Cryptobasidiaceae.